Meloidogyne enterolobii is the source of this 673-nucleotide messenger RNA. NCBI's taxonomy places the organism in Eukaryota, Metazoa, Nematoda, Chromadorea, Rhabditida, Meloidogynidae. The record is from the annotation of a GenBank genome assembly.
AUGAUUUCUUUACCACCGGAAGUUCAACUUGACAUUUUAAAAUGUCUAAAUUUCGAGCAGUUAUUCUCUCUUAAACAAACCAACUUUUAUUUUUGCAAUUUAAUUGAUAAAUUUGAGGGAACAUUGGCUCGAAUUAAAUUCUAUAAACUUAGACUGAUUCACACCAAAGAUAUAUUUAGACAAGAUGUAAUCAUUAAACUUGAACCUACAGUUUCUGAAUUUGUUUUUGACGGGAAGUGGCAAACAGCGAUAGCUGAAUCAAUCCCUUUGUUUUUACAUGGAUUUGAAGAUAAUAUUGAAGAAUUUGCUGUUCGGAUAAAGAAAACAGGUAGUGUCACUUAUUACGAGGGCCGGCUUUUCUAUAGGCUGGUUGAAUGUCAAUUAUUGUAUAUUACACCCGGGAGCAGGCCAAUGUACCGAAGUUGUUCAUGGAACAAGCUCCCAGUACUUGGAACUAAUAUUUUUGUUGCAGCUGUUGUUUGAACAACAUUUUUCAUGUGUUGGUUUGUAGAAUUGUUGACGGUACAUUGGACGGCGGUCCAAUGUACCGUCAACAAAAAAAAUGAGAGAUCACAUCCUUAGGGGUGUUAAAAAGUUACAAUUUAACUGGAACUGAAGGGCCGGAACCAAAAAAUUCCGGAACUUCCGGCCUACCGGAACCUGAACUUGGCGA